AACAGACGAACAGAGGGAAACUGAGAAUUGAUAUAAAAACCCGAUUCUUGAAUUCCAUACGGAGAUCGGAUUUGCAGAGUGAUUCGCUUUCAGUCUCAGUGCCAUUCAUCCACUCUCUGGCAUUCCAGAAAUCUGGUCCUCGAUGAGAUCUCUCAAAGCUCCCUUCUCCAACAAUGGUACCAGCGCCAGAAGGCUUACGCUUCUUCAUCUUGUUUGCGCUGCUGCUCUCUUCUCUUUUCUUGUUUUUGUCAUUCAAUCCUCCUUCUUUGCAGGUUAUCAGCAGCCUAUUGCAGAUCUUAACAGGGAGGAGGUUCGGAUUCUAUCGGAUUUCCAGUCCAGCGUUCAGCAAUGCGUGACAAAGAGGGGGCUUGGACUCACUGCACAUAUUAUUGACCACUGCAAGUUGGUUCUCAAGUUCCCAGAAGGCACAAAUAGUACAUGGUAUAAUGAGCAAUUCAAGAUUUAUGAGCCUUUGGAGUAUCCGUAUGAUGUGUGUGAGGCAAUAUUAUUGUGGGAACAGUAUCGCAACAUGACUACUGUCUUGACGAGAGAGUAUUUGGAUGCACGGCCUGAUGGGUGGUUUGAUUAUGCUGCAAAGAGAAUCGCCCAAUUGGGAGCAGAUAAAUGUUACAAUAGAACUCUUUGUGAGGAACACCUAAAUUUGAUCCUACCAUCAAAACCUCCUUUUCACCCCAAGCAGUUUAAAACCUGUGCAGUUGUGGGAAACUCCGGAGAUCUUCUAAAGACUGAGUUUGGUGAAGAAAUUGAUAGUCAUGAUGCUGUUAUACGUGAUAAUGAGGCACCUGUAAAUGAAAAAUAUGCCAAAUAUGUUGGCCUGAAGAGGGAUUUUCGUCUUGUUGUAAGAGGUGCUGCUGGCAAUAUGAUUGCAAUUCUAAAUGGGUCUGAUGAUGAAGUACUUGUUAUAAAGAGCGUGAUUCACAGAGAUUUUAAUGCAAUGAUUAAGCUUAUUCCCAAUCCAGUUUAUCUCUUCCAAGGUAUUGUUCUACGUAGAGGUGCCAAGGGAACUGGAAUGAAAUCUAUUGAAUUAGCUCUUUCUAUGUGUGAUAUUGUUGACAUAUAUGGUUUCACUGUUGACCCUGGCUACACUGAAUGGACAAGGUACUUCUCCACACCCAGGAAAGGCCAUAAUCCACUUCAAGGAAGGGCAUACUACCAGCUAUUAGAGUGUCUUGGUGUUAUAAGGAUACACUCUCCCAUGAGAUCUAAGAGGAAGCAAGAUUGGUCUGAUGUUCCAGAUCGAAAAACGAUUAGGAGGGCUCACACUGCAGCCUUGAGCUUGAAGAAGAGUCAAUCAGGUCAAGCGGGUGAUUUGGGACAGUUUGGCAGCUGUAAAGUGUGGGGCAAUGUAGACCCUGGGACCGAAGGUCCUAUCUCAGGAUCCCCCGAUAUGAGCGAUACAAGGAAACACUCCGGUUAUAGUAAGUGGGAACUUACACCCUUCAACAGUUUGAGAAAAGAAGCACAAGAUCAUUAUAAGCAGAUGGAAGGGGUCUCCCUGUACAAAAUGGACGGCAAUAAGCUGGAUGAUCUUGUUUGUGUGAGACAUUCUUUCGAUUCUAGCGCAUAACAACGUUCUCGACGAUAUCCUAUGCACCAAUACCUUCUUUCCAAUUAGAAUUCACCCAUUCAACAUGUCUGAACUGGCUCUCCUUGCUAAUUGUAUUAUGGUACACACCGUGGCUAGGCACAAGCAAUAGAGGCAUCACUGAAACCCCAUUCCUUUCCGAGAGAGGGCGGUCGAGACAUCGUGUGCCAUUGACAAAAGAUGAUUUAUCCUACUACUUGGGUCUCCAUGCCUGGACUUCAGAGGUCUGUGGAUUGACAAAAUUAGGUUGUGAUACAAUGUUUAGUAGGAUGUUAGCAAGUACGAAAAUUGAAUCACUUUAUUCUUUGGCUUUGUUCCUAUGUAGGUUGUAAAGCUUGUAUUUUAUCCUCUCAAACAAAAGUGUAUCAUUAGUUGUUUUCGCCAUUAUUUGUAAACACUCUCAAGGUAAAAACGUCCAUUUUCUUUUUCUUUA
Messenger RNA from Cucurbita pepo subsp. pepo (vegetable marrow), 2039 nucleotides. Its product is annotated as sialyltransferase-like protein 1. The record is from RefSeq and is a predicted model, not a curated record. Gene Ontology annotation, molecular function: sialyltransferase activity. Gene Ontology annotation, biological process: pollen tube growth; pollen germination. Lineage: Eukaryota; Viridiplantae; Streptophyta; Magnoliopsida; Cucurbitales; Cucurbitaceae.